AAAUUUAGAUUUUAGUUCACUUCUCAAACGUGUAACGUGUUCUUGCUGAAAUGAAGAAAUUUCUGGAUUCUACUAAUACAAAGCUUAACAGAGCUUUGCAGAAAACGAAUGAAGUCAUAGGAAGAGCUGAGAAGACAGAAUUUAAUGAAGAAUUCGUCGUGCUAUUAAGGCAAGCUGAAUCUACACAUGAAGUAUCUAAGCAGAUUAUGGAGGCCAUAGAGCAGUGGAUCAAUCCGUGUGUUUUGAAAAAAUUUGAUGAUGUCGCCUGUAAAGUAGAAAAUCUGGUCACAGAUAACAAAAGUUAUUGGCUAAAAGUUCCAGCAACACUACCUGCUGAGAAUCUAGGAGAUACAUUGAUCAAUGCUGCUGCCAGUGUCGGAGCUAAUACUGCAUAUGGAGCAGCAUUAUCAUUAUGCGGUGAGUAUAGUCGUCAAAUAGCUGGAUAUGAAAAUCGACGAAAUGCAAUAUUAGAAAAGAAUACUUUACGUGUACUACAUCGUUUUUUAGCUAUUGAAUGGCCUGAAAUACAAAAAGAACUCAGUCAUUUGGAAUCAUAUCGUUUAGAUUAUGAUAAAUUAAGAAGUAAAGUAAAACAUAAUGAAAAUCCAGAUCAUGAAACUUUAUCAAAAAUGGAAGAUGCUAAAACUAUUCUCUAUAAACAAUUGGAUAAAACUAAAUCUAUGCUAGAACAUGUUAAAUCAGUGAAUGACUCGAAUAUGGUUGCCCUAAAAGAAUUAGUAGCAGCUCAAAGAACUUAUUUUAGUGAAUGUAGACAGAGGACAGAAGAAUUAGCUGCUCAAAUUGAACGAUUACAUUAAAUAUGUAUGAAUGAGAAACACACCAAUUCCAGAACGUUCCAAUGUGUCUUCCUAGCAACAUUCAUUCAUUCAUUCAUUCUGUCUAACAGUUAUGGCUAUAGAACUAUUCUAUUGGAGUUGCAAUAAUAAUACUGAUAAUAAUAAUAAUAUUUCAACCCUUACGCUCUUCGAAAUUCUACAUGCUUCCAACAACAGAUUUAAACUUCCCUCUUUGUUUUUCGUUUCCCGUUAUCUCAACUUACUGUUCAAUGUAUUUUUUCUAUAUAAACAUAUAUAUUCAUAUCUAAUAUGAUAUCGGGCUUUACAAAUAAUACUAUUCAUAAAGUAUUACUGAAAUGAAUCAAAAAUUCACUUAUCAUCAGCUUUCAUUUUAUUUUAUUCUGUUUUUUCGUUUGUCCAAAUAUCUAUUAUUAUUAUUAUUAUUAUUAUUACAAAUGAAUGCUUUACAAUGUAUGUUUUAAUUUUCUUAAUUAUCUGGUAUUUAAUUUUCAUACAUUUUUUUUUUCAUUUGCCCUUUUUUCAUUGAAAUAAUUUUGGUGUAUUUUCGGUGAAUGAAAUAAUGAUUUUUUUUUCUGUUAUACAUACGUGUAUGUGUAUGUGUUUGAGUGAGUGAGUGUCUUUUGCAUUAAAACUCAUGGGUUUUUUGAUGAAAGUUUAUUUAGUUGUCAUUUGAAUACAACAAAGAAUAACCAAUCAGAAAUGCUAAAAUUGAUAUGAAUUAAUAUUUUUUAUCAGUCAUAUUAAUGCAGAACA
Messenger RNA from Schistosoma turkestanicum, 1571 nucleotides. The record is from the annotation of a GenBank genome assembly. NCBI's taxonomy places the organism in Eukaryota, Metazoa, Platyhelminthes, Trematoda, Strigeidida, Schistosomatidae.